Messenger RNA from Branchiostoma belcheri (Belcher's lancelet), 4525 nucleotides. RefSeq names its product ubiquitin carboxyl-terminal hydrolase 40-like. Gene Ontology annotation, molecular function: cysteine-type deubiquitinase activity; cysteine-type endopeptidase activity. The transcript is spliced from 29 exons. Gene Ontology annotation, cellular component: nucleus; cytosol. Gene Ontology annotation, biological process: protein deubiquitination. NCBI's taxonomy places the organism in Eukaryota, Metazoa, Chordata, Leptocardii, Amphioxiformes, Branchiostomatidae. The record is from RefSeq and is a predicted model, not a curated record. The coding region runs from base 81 to 3881 and encodes 1266 amino acids.
GGGAUAGCAACAUGGCCGCCUCGGACUUCUCAGAUGUGCGAACUUGGUCGAGUUGAAGUUUCCGCGGCCUUUUUACCGACAUGUUUGGCAACCUGUUUGAAGACGACGAAGGGGGAGGUUUGGCCGAACCCCCGGGGCCCCCGGGAGCGCGGAAAUGUGCCCCCAAACCGCCCCCACCGUCCAGGGGAGGCACGGGUCUGUGCGGUAUCCGGAACCAGGGGGCGACUUGCUACCUGAACUCCCUGUUGCAGACGCUGUUGUUUACUCCGGAAUUUCGAGGUAAAACUUUAACAGUUUUUGUGAGGGUCAUCCCCAUCCAGCUGCAGAGACUGUUUGCCAAGCUGCUAUUGGUCGAUCAGGAGGCCUACAGCACCACUGAGCUCACGGACAGUUUUGGAUGGACCAAUAGCGAGGAGUUGCAGCAGCAUGAUGUUCAGGAGUUGAGCCGUAUCCUGUUCAGUGCUAUAGAGAGCUCGCUUGUGGGGACAUCAGGACAAGAACUCAUCGCCAACUUGUACCAUGGUACCUUGGUCAACCAGAUCAUCUGUGGUGUAUGUGGGAGGAUCAGCACACGUGAGGAAGAUUUCCAGGACCUGACGGUGGCUGUGGCAGGUUACCCCUCACUACAACAUGCCCUGACUGAUCAGUAUGUGGAGAUGGAGAGACUAGAAGGGAAGAACCAGUACAGAUGUGAGCAGUGCAAUAGGCUGGUCAAUGCGAGAAAGGGUGCCAGACUGAAGAAGCUGCCCCCCAUCCUGUCCUUCUCCCUGCUCAGGUUCAGCUAUGACUAUGUCAAGUGGGAGAGGUACAAGGAAACCGGCAAGUUCACCUUCCCUAAGGAACUGGACAUGGCUGUCUUCUGUCAAGAUGCAGAACAAGAAACAGACACGAUGUAUGAGCUGUUUUCAGUUGUUAUCCACAAGGGCAGUGCCCAUGGCGGUCACUACCACGCGUACAUCAGGGAUGUGGACGGACUGGGAGUCUGGAUUCCUCCAGAGGACCAGGAAGUGGCCAUACCUACAGACCCCAGCACAGGCAAGGUUGACUACAUCGAGGUCAGUAACCCCACCCAGCUGCUGAAGGCCAUCCUGCAACAGGUGGGGGAGGGGGGCACCACGGUGGACAAGCUCAGUCAGGCUCUGAUGGAACAAACCGGAGUGUCGUGGAACAAGCGCUUCAAGAAACAGUAUGGACCAAUCACAAGGUUCCUCAAGAAAUAUGACGACAUCUUCGAGCUGAACCCUGUAGUGAACUGGGUGUCACUCAAGGAGCCGUCCGCCCCUGCAGACAUGCCCGAUACAGCAGCAACAAACACGGAAACAGACGGCAUGUCUGGUGAAGACAAGAAAGGGGAAACAUUGUCCAGUCAGGAUUCCAGCUGCCAAGAACUGGAUGUGGGAGGAAAGUGCAAUUGUGGGGUAAAUGUGGGGACCGAAACCUCUGCAGUGAAGAAGCCUGCUAAAAGGUCUGAUCCCUCGGAUGUUGUGAACUGUUGGUUUGACUUUAACGACUCCCGAGUUCGCCCCAUCCCUGAGUCAGAGAUACAGACCCAGUACCAGGGCAAGGAGAGUGCCUACAUGCUGUUCUACAGGAGAAAAUCUCUCAACAGGCCACUGGAAGCCAAAGGCCUCCCAACCUAUGGUAUGCAAGCCUGGCAGUUGGCAGAAGUCAUUGAAGAAAAUUCCAGGCUUCAGAAGGAAAGGGAGGAGUAUGACACAGCAGUUAACACCAUCAGUGUAGACGUGCUGGUCUCUCACGAGUACAUGUACCAGGGCGGGGCUCUGCAGACACUCCCUGGUUGCCAUAGCAAUGUGAUGAGACUGACUCUGGACAGGAGGAAAAGUGUGGAAGAUCUGAAGGUGUCUAUACGAGAGAUGUUGGGAAGUCUGUGGGCUGGACCCAUGUGCCUUCACAUAGCCAAACAGCUACCAGCAGGUCUACAUCUAUACGACUGUGUGUCAGGGGAGGACAGUAAAAGAGUGUUGGACGUUGGCAUUGCUGAGGGAACCCAACUGUUUGUCUGGGAUGGACAUCAGGUUGGAGGACUUGCAGUGCCUUCAGGAGAGCGUUGGGAGCCCGUAGCCAUCAGCAUCAUACAUGGUACCGGCGCCGGUUGCCAUAGUAACACCAGCCGGGGGUUUGCGAAGUGUUCAGCGCUGGGAGAGUUGCGAGUCCUGGUGUCAGACCUGACCAACAUUCCUGUACAGGCCCUGGUGCUGACCAAACUGUCGGACAAGAGCGGUGAAACAGGAGAAAACCUUCCAUCAGUCGUACUGCACAAUUCUCAGGAUGGUUCCAGUUUACAAGUGCUGGGUUUCAGGGAUGGAGACAGACUGUUGGCUGAGACAAAGACCAGCAGAAGGAAGAGAGGAGGCAGCCCAGAAGAGCAGACCCAGGGACAGACUGAUGCUUCCCAAGUCACACUGUCUAUAGAGGAACACUGUAGUGGGAAUAAACUGGCUGCAGAUAUCACUGUAGAUACUCAAGAGACUAUAGGAACAGUGAAGGUGUUGGCUUUGUCACAGUUUGAGCUGGAUGAUCUUCAUGGAGGCUGCCAUCUCCGCAUAGUUAACAACCAGGGCACAGGACCUCCCUUAUAUGAAGACCAAACAGUGGAGAGUGUGAGUCUGAGAACAGAGGCGAGACUGAGACUCCAGCCUGGCAAAGCGCCAGCUUCGCACCAAAUGGUGUUGUACGUGAGUAUGCUCCCAUCUGUGGAUGAUGUGGCUGAUUUCGAGGUUCUCACUGACAAGAAGGCUACGAUCGGUGACUGUCUCCGCCAGACCUGCGCCCGUGCGGGCAUCCCUCCCGAGAAGUGGCACCUCCGCCGGACCAACUGGUGCGGGGAGGCGGAGGAUCCUCUAAACGACCUUGACAUCACUCUGGAAGCAGCAGGCUUGCACCAUGGUGACCUUGUAGUGUUACAGGAAGGGAGGAUCCCGCCCAAGGGGUUCGUCUGCAUCCCGGUCUACCUCUACCCAUCCCCGGAGCAAGGCAUGCUGGGAGGAGGGGACAGUGGCAUGCUGGGUUGGAUCACAGCUGGAGUCAACAGUCUCCUGCACGCAAAGCCUGAUGGGAGGGGGGGCGGCGACAGUGGAGUACUGUUUCUCGGCGACCUUGAAAUUUCCAGGGAGGCUUCACUGCUGGACCUGAAGACCCAGCUCCUGACCCGCCCCCAUAUGAAGGAUGCUCCUGUCCCCACCCCAGGGUUUCUCAGGGUCAGGACAGUGGAGGGGGGGCGGCCGGCAAGGGUGCUCAGGGGGGGCACACAGACUCUCAAGUAUCUUAAAAUCAACAGUGCCACCCAACUGUGUGUUCAGGUACUGCCACAGGAGGAGGAUCUCAACCAAAGUGUCCUUGUGCUAAACCUACGCCGGAGGAUACCAAACUCCCGCGAGUACACCCCUGAGGAAGAACUCCUGUGGGAUACCAGCAGAGGUGCCACGCCUUCUGUUCUCAAACAAGUCAUCGCCGAUCGUUUCGUACUUCCAGUGGAAAGAGUGUCUGUCGCCAAACACUUUCCAGAGAAAUUCCAGUGGCUCCCCAUACAAGUGCCCAAAAUGUCCGGAAAACCUACUAAAGGGAAGAAGAAAGGGGGAGGAGGAGGGGGUAAGGGUGGAGGGGGUGGUGGGGCAAACCUGAAGAAGCCUCCCUACAUGCUGAAGGAUGGGGAUACACUCGGAGUUAAGGAUCUACAGUUUGAUCCGUACAACAAGGAUGACUUCUCGACCCCCACAGAUGACGCUGGGAAGGAGGAGCUGCGCAGGGUGGAAGAAGAGAAGAAGCAGAAACGACAGCAGGGCAAAAACAGUAGCAGAGGCGGGAAGAAGGAGAGAAGACCAGAAGUGGGCAUCACCAUACAUGUGGAUGACUUCAGAUGAUGUUGAUGUCAUCUAGUCUGGGUGCCAUCCUCUGUACUUUCUGCCGGCUUCUUAUGUUGCUGGCCACCACGGAGUCUGGACUCCCUAUAACGUCUGCUUGAAUUAGCUCAUUACGUGAUAUCAUCACCAGACGUUAUAGAUAUCAGCAAGUCCACACUCUGUGGUGGCCAGUGGCAUUAGGAGACAGCGGAAGGCACACAGGCUAACUAGUCUUCUCAGCAGGCUCUACCACUAGGGCUCUAUAGGAGCUUAAUGGCUAACACCUCUAAGUCAGGAGAAUUGGAGACAUCUUUAUGCCAUGGAUUUAUGCAACUGUGCGAUUGUUGUCAGACUGAGUCUGUUACCAUGGUGUUGGAGGCUGUGAUGACUGGUUUCAAUCCUGAGCUUUUGCAUUUUUGUGGUGAUGAAGACUACUGUUGGUAGUUCUGAGAAUGGUUCUCUUGAGCCGGAGGUGUAAGGCCAAAAGCUCUGAGGGAGGAGGUCCAUGCAAUCAGCCUCUAGCAGCGAGAGGUUACAACUUUAGCACAUUCUGAAGAUUUGCAAUGACUACUGUGCAAUGUCACCAUAUACUAGUAGUUUGUUAUCAGCAAAGGUACAUCACACCCACAUACUGAAUGACAAACUUUAUUAUAAUUUACAUGUAU